Messenger RNA from Diaporthe citri, 2439 nucleotides. RefSeq lists its product as uncharacterized. Bases 1 to 2439 code for a protein of 812 amino acids. Gene Ontology annotation, molecular function: ATP binding; ATP-dependent chromatin remodeler activity. Lineage: Eukaryota; Fungi; Ascomycota; Sordariomycetes; Diaporthales; Diaporthaceae. The record is from RefSeq and is a predicted model, not a curated record. The transcript is spliced from 12 exons.
AUGAAUGAUGGUGUCGAGUUCUCCCGCCACGCCACCGGCAUGGAAGGUCCGAGGGUUAAGAGGAGGAAGCUGGAACAAACAGAGUGUGCAGCUCAGGGCUCUGCCACAGACGCACUGGCAGGCAUACUACCAGAGUCCACAGGGCUAGUUGAUCACAGGCACGACGUGUGCUUUGGAAUGAUCAAAAUCGAGGUGAAAACCAUGAAGCCGGAUGCUUUGGGAGGCGACGGCGAGGAUUUCGUCGAGAUCUCACUCAAUAUUGAGGAGGACCAGCUUAUCGCUCGCAACAUAGGGACCCAAAAAUACGGAGCCUGGCUAAUCCGCAACGAUGCUUCGACGCGGAAAAAGCCUGUAUACGAGCUAUUCAUAGUCAUCUACGGCAUGUUCAGCCAAAAAGAUGCCAUCGGUAACGCAUUGGACGGCGCAGAACUGUUUCUCCAGGAUCCCCCAGACCAAAUAAGAGGCGAUCACUCUGUGCAAUAUUUCAACCCUCAUCGCCUGUACAACCCAGCGCUCAGUGAUGGUGGGAACUUACCUCACGAGCAUGCAGCUGGUGUUCCAGUCAAGGUUAUGAAACAGCAGAAAAUCCUCUGUGAAACAGAUCUUUUAAAGCCAAGAAUUCGAGAGGUCAUGGAUUCGGCAUGUGGCCCUCAGUAUUUCAUUGCAAGGCAACAGAGCCCACGUGUUCGCACCAGACUUAAGCAAUACAAGAACACUGUCACUGGAUCUGUGCAGACCGACUUUCCAAAACUCUGCUACGGUGGUAUUCUUGCCGAUGAUAUGGGCCUGGGAAAGACGCUUACGGCUAUUUCCCUGAUUGCAGCGUCGAAAGACUCAUUCGAUAUUAGUGUGGAUGGCUCUUUAUUGCCCCAUACGACUCUGAUUGUGACACCAUUGUCCCUGCUUCAGACGUGGGAGGAGCAGAUAUUGAAUCACGUCCAUCCGGGGCAACUAUCGUACCACAAAUAUUAUGGAGCUUCCAAGGGCGACAUCUCAUCACUCAAGGAAUACGAUGUUGUCUUGACAACUUAUGACACUGUGUCAAACGAGAGGUCGAAAAAGAGGACUGAUACUGUUGCGGGCCUCGGUCUCGGAUCUACUGAGUGGCUACGUGUGAUUCUCGACGAAGCCCAUGUGAUUCGAAAUCGGUCUACGAAACGGUUUCGAGCCAUCCACGCCCUGCAAGCUCGCUUCCGCUGGUGUCUCACAGGGACACCGAUCUUCAACCGAGUCGAAGACCUGGGCUCCUUGAUGGGAUUCCUUGGGGUUCAUCCAUUUGAUUCGUCCUCCACAUUCAACUCCCGGAUCUCAAAUCCUGUGGUUAAGGGAACGCUGAAUGGGCUGGAGACACUGCGGAAGCUCGUAUAUGCUACAGCCUUGAGGAGAACCAAAGACUCGGUCCAUGACGAAUUGAGCCUCCCUGAGCGAAGAGUUGUCCAAGAGCUAGUACAUUUGACCGGAGAAGAGCGAAAGAAUUACAGUGUGCUCAAAUCCAGUUACGCCUCCAUCCUCCACGAAGAUGAUGGGGUGGUUGUUCCCCGCCGCUUUACAGCUUCCAUCAUGCAGACAAUAGCGCGGCUACGACAAUUCUGUGACCAUGGGCUCGAUCUACUGCCGAGGAAAGUCCACCAACUGUUUGAUGAUCGCACGACUACGGAGAGGGUUUCGCGUAAUCUCUUCGACGCAUUGGAAGCUUGUGCUGUUUGUCGAACCCCAGUCAACGAAGACAGCCCGAAUCAGGAAUCUCUUGAUUGUGGACAUUAUAUGUGCUCCCGGUGCCAGAAACAGAGUUCAGAUGAGGAGAUACUGGUCGACAUUGUGUGCAAGCUCUGCGAUCAAGAUACGGCAAAAUCAGGUUCAAGCAGUCCGUACCCAAGCGUGCAAUUCACUGCAGCCACGAGCAAUUACAUGCCAUCGUCAAAAGUUCAGGCAUUGCUUCAAAACCUGAUUUCAGAGCGUCAAAGUUGUCCCUAUCAACCAAUUAAGAGCGUUGUCUUCUCUUGCUGGACCAAGAUGCUCGAUUUGAUACAAAAGGCCUUGAUUAUCCAAGGCCUGGACUUUGUGAGGAUCGAUGGUAGCAAGACAGAAAAAGCACGCAGGGAGGCCAUCGCGAGAUUCAGAGGCGAUCAUAGUUGUGGGAUCCUCUUGGCCACCAUUGGAAGUGCUGGUGUUGGACUUGAUCUCACUGUCGCCAGUCGUGUCCAUAUCAUCGAGCCUCAAUGGACCCAAACCGCCGAGAAUCAAGCCAUAGAUCGCGUCCAUCGACUAGGCCAGACUCAGGAUGUCAUUGCCACACGCUAUAUUGUGAAGGAUAGCAUCGAGGAGUACGUCUUGACAGUACAAGAUAGGAAGGCUACCGUCAUGCGUCAGGCAUUCGAGAUCGAUGGCGUGGAAAACGCGAUGAGCGCACGAGAAAGGCUCCUUAAGUAUCUUGCGUAA